GCGCUGUGAGUUUGCUGCUAGCUUUUGUUCGAUGGACAUUAAACUUAGCUACCAGCUCAUCACUACGCGGACGAUAAAUGACAGAGCCUAGCAGAUAACUGCGAAGAGUUAGCCGUGGUUCAGCUCGGGAUAAAAACAGAAAGGACCGCAGAGGAAAGAUCUAGAUCGACAGCUACUUUCCCUCCAUCGCUGUUCGCACCAUCCUCCCAUCCGUCCGCCGCUCCGACUGGCCGCUUCCUCCAGUUCUCAACAUGGCGGCUAUGUUCCUCCUCUGGCAGCGUCACUGACCCUCCACCCUGGACUACCACCAUGGAGAGGAAACGCAGAAAGAAAUUAAUCUAGCUGCUCAGGCCUUUUGCAGUAUGGACUCAUUUUUAGAGCUCUGGACAUGAAACGCUGAUUCACUGACACCGAUUCAGCUCGUUUUUUCACCCGAAAACAGCGAAACCCUGCCACUGCUAGUUUCAAAGGGCCCCGCGGUGAAACUGAUAGCCCUGAACGGUUUCACUACUCAAAAUGCUCCUGCUUCCUGUGUGGGUGUCCAUGCUUUUGAGGCUGCUCGCAGGCUUUCUGCCUGUGGUGGGGAUGGAGCCGGCGGGAGGAGGCAAAUCUGACUCUGAUCACACCCCCGAUUCAGAGGCCCUCCACUCAUCGUCUGGCUCCAACUGCUCAGAGCUCACCCUCAAACUGGAGUUCUCCUCCAAGGUGGUGGAACAUGAGUACAUCGUCGCAUUCACGGGAUAUUUCUCGGCCAAAGCUCGCAGCCUGUACAUCAGCAGCGCCCUGCGGAACGCCGGCGGGGACGGAGCGCCGGAGUGGCACAUCGUUCCCAGGAAAAACCCGGCCUCCGACUACCCCAGCGACUUCGAGCUGGUCCGCAUCCACCAAGCUCUGCGCAGCAGCCUAAUGACCUUAGAGGACCACCCGUACAUCAAGAGGGUGACGCCGCAACGCAAAGUGUUCCGAACGCUCAAAUACACUCCCUCGCCUGAAACCGCCGCACCCUGCAACGCCACCCGCGGGACACAAAAAUGGCAGUCGUGGCAAUCGUCCCGGCCUUUCCGACGAACCAGCCUGUCACUGGGUUCAGGUUUCUGGCACGCCACGGGUCGCCACUCCAGCCGGCGCCUGCUGCGAGCCAUCCCACGCCACGUAGCUCAGAUCCUGCAGGCAGACGUACUCUGGCAGAUGGGACACACCGGUUCUGGGGUGAAGGUGGCGGUGUUUGACACAGGCCUGAGUGAGAAGCACCCGCAUUUUAAGAAUGUGAAGGAAAGGACCAACUGGACUAAUGAGAAGACACUGGAUGAUGGCCUGGGUCAUGGUACGUUUGUGGCAGGAGUGAUAGCCAGUAUGAGGGAGUGCCAGGGUUUCGCCCCUGAUUCAGAGCUACACAUCUUCAGAGUGUUCACCAACAACCAGGUGUCUUACACAUCAUGGUUUCUGGACGCUUUCAACUACGCCAUCCUGAAAAAGAUAGACGUUCUCAACCUGAGCAUCGGGGGGCCUGACUUCAUGGACCACCCCUUCGUUGAUAAGGUGUGGGAGCUCACUGCCAACAGGGUGAUCAUGGUGUCUGCUAUCGGCAACGAUGGACCUCUGUAUGGCACGCUGAACAACCCAGCAGACCAGAUGGAUGUGAUUGGGGUAGGAGGGAUCGACUUUGAGGACAACAUCGCCAGGUUUUCAUCCAGAGGCAUGACCACCUGGGAGCUGCCAGGGGGGUACGGCAGGGUGAAGCCUGACAUCGUCACCUACGGUUCCGGUGUUCGGGGGUCCGGGAUGAAGGAGGGAUGUCGCUCUCUCUCUGGCACCAGCGUGGCCUCCCCUGUGGUGGCUGGAGCUGUCACACUUCUGGCUAGCACCGUCCUGAACCGUGAGUUGGUGAACCCCGCCUCCAUGAAGCAGGCUCUGAUCGCUUCGGCCCGCAGGCUGCCGGGGGUCAACAUGUUCGAGCAGGGCCACGGCAAGCUAGACCUGAUCAGAGCCUAUCAGAUCCUCAACAGCUACAGACCUCAGGCCAGUCUUUCCCCCAGUUACAUCGACCUGACCGAGUGUCCAUACAUGUGGCCUUACUGCUCCCAGCCUAUCUACUACGGAGGAAUGCCUACCAUCGUCAACGUGACCAUCCUCAACGGCAUGGGAGUCACUGGAAGGAUCGUAGACAAGCCCAUCUGGCAGCCCUACCUCCCACAGAACGGAGACCACAUUGACGUGGCCGUCUCCUACUCGCCGGUGCUGUGGCCGUGGGCCGGUUACCUCGCCAUCUCCAUCUCCGUGGCCAAGAAAGCUGCGUCGUGGGAAGGGAUCGCGCAAGGUCACGUGAUGGUUACCGUGGCGUCGCCCGCAGAGAACGACUCUGAGGUUGGCAGGGAGUUGACCUCCACAGUAAAACUGCCCAUCAAGGUGAAGAUCGUGCCAACUCCCCCGCGCAGUAAGAGGGUGCUGUGGGACCAGUACCACAACCUGCGCUACCCACCAGGCUACUUCCCCAGAGACAACCUCCGCAUGAAGAACGAUCCACUAGACUGGAACGGGGACCACAUCCACACUAACUUCAGGGACAUGUACCAGCACCUUAGGAGUAUGGGAUACUUUGUUGAAGUGCUGGGAGCUCCCAUCACCUGCUUUGAUGCCAGCCAGUACGGCACACUGCUGAUGGUGGACAGCGAGGAGGAGUAUUUCCCCGAAGAGAUCACCAAGCUGAGGAGAGACAUCGACAACGGCCUGUCGCUUAUUGUCUUCAGCGACUGGUACAACACGUCGGUCAUGAGGAAGGUCAAGUUCUACGAUGAGAACACCAGGCAGUGGUGGAUGCCGGACACAGGGGGCGCUAACGUACCGGCUCUGAACGACCUGAUCUCUGUGUGGGGGAUGGCUUUCAGUGACGGGCUGUACGAGGGAGACUUCACUUUGGCUGAUCAUGAGAUGUACUACGCCUCAGGCUGCAGCAUCGCUCGUUUCCCAGAAGACGGAAUAGUGAUUGCCAAGAACCUAAAGGACCAAGGUCUAGAAGUGUUAAAGCAGGAGACAGCAGUAGUUGAAGGAGUUCCCAUCCUCGGACUUUACCAAACGCCGUCUGACGGGGGUGGACGCAUAGCUCUGUACGGUGAUUCUAACUGUAUAGAUGACAGCCACAGACAGAAAGACUGCUUCUGGCUGCUAGACGCUCUCCUUCAGUAUACUUCCUACAGUAUGACCCCUCCCAGCCUCAGCCACUCCCACAGUAGGGUGGCGCCUCCCACAGGCACAGAGCGCCCACUGCCACAGAGACUGGAAGGCAACCAUCUUUAUCGGUACUCAAAGGUUCUGGAGGCUCACCUAGGAGACCCAAAGCCCCGUCCCCUACCAGCCUGCCCCCACCUCUCUUGGGCAAAGCCACAACCCGUCAAUGAGACAGCACCGAGUAACCUGUGGAAGCACCAGAAGCUUCUCUCUGUGGAUCUGGAUAAAGUGGCUCUGCCUAAUGUGAGGGCGUACCGUCCCCAGGUCAGACCUCUGUCUCCUGGGGAAAGUGGGGCCUGGGACAUCCCUGGAGGGAUAAUGCCCGGUCGCUACAACCAAGAAGUGGGCCAGACCAUCCCCAUGUUCGCCUUCCUGGGAGCGAUGGUCGUUCUGUCCUUUUUCGUGGUCCAGCUCACCAAGGCCAAGAGUAAACCCAAGCGCAGGAAACCCCGCAUCAAACGACCCACGUACCUCCAGCAGCAGCAGCAGCAGCAGCAGCAGACAACGAGUGGGAAAAACCCCACAGUUUGACUUGGAUUGCACUUUGGAACUGUUGCUGGACAGCUGGGUUUACCUCCGAAACUGAGUCGUUGUUAAAAGGACAACUGUGUGUUGAAUGGCAACAUUUGGAGGUGUGAAAUAACAGAAUCUAAUGUACUGCUGUGGCAGACGUCUGGCUGUUGGACCUUCUUAAACUCAACCCUACUGGUCGUGAACGCCCCAUGACUCCAGCUGUCUGUGGACUUGUCUGACAGUUUUUGUGCCUCUUGUCUGUUCAAGACUUUAUCUGUCGGUGUUUGUGGACUAAUGAACAGUAUUGAACAGUGUUACAAACAUGAUGUAAAACACACAGUGUACAUCUGGUUCUUAAAAAAAAAGAAGCCUGAUCCAGACAGCCAUGUUGUCAACAUUUCGCUCUCUUCUCUGCAAGAGUUUCUUUGACCAAACUUUUUUUCGUCAUGAAAUGUGUCUGACUUUUAUAUUUAUUGAAUUUGUUCGUACCCUGACACAUAAAACGCACCACACAUACAUACUGUACACACUUUGAGAAUAAAGCAGUUGACACACAUCCCACACUCAAAGACAUACACGCAACCAUGCAGACGUUUCAACAUGAGAACCACUGGAUGAUCCAGGUGUCUGUCCCCAGACUCUUUCAUAGACUCUUCUGUCAUCAUCCACUGUUUUUUGUAAGUCCUGUCCAUAUUUGUUUAAAUCACUGUCUCUUCUUUGUUUUUAUAUUUUCUAUAAUGAAUGAACUCUGGCGAGGCAUUCUGUUGGCAUCCUCCUCAUCGUCAACAAAGUAGCAGUGACAGACUUG
Molecule: messenger RNA, 4546 nt
Organism: Scomber japonicus (chub mackerel)
Lineage: Eukaryota; Metazoa; Chordata; Actinopteri; Scombriformes; Scombridae
Gene: mbtps1
Product: membrane-bound transcription factor peptidase, site 1
Exons: 23
Coding region: 517-3756 (1079 amino acids)
Biological process (GO): proteolysis
Cellular component (GO): Golgi apparatus
Molecular function (GO): serine-type endopeptidase activity
Source: RefSeq, a predicted model, not a curated record